ACGAAUAAAUAAAUGAUAAUAUUAAUAUUAUGUCUUAAAUUUCGUAGCCGUGAUUGUGAUUUUCGAUUUACGAUUACUGGUUACUAUUAGUGAUUAGUAUCGCUCGAUAUUUCGUGUAUGGCCGGAACAUCAUUCAUCAUUGAAAAUAAAUAAUUAUGUUCUUGACAAAUGUGUUGUUGAAAAAAGUAAAAUCCAAACAUACUAUGGUGCUAAUGGAAAGCAUGGUAAGCGGUCACAAAUACAACGUGUUCAGGGAACGUUUGGCUGACAAACUAGAACUUGUACAUUUCGACCCUUGGAUAGGUCAAAUGUCCGUCUACAAAGAGAGGAAAAAAAUAAGAAGUGCAAACGUAAAGAGAUUCACAGAGCCCACAUAACAGUCGAACAAUUACUUGUAUUAAUAAUUCAUAAAAUGUAGAAUAUUUGUAAGCAUUUAUAUUUUCAAAUUGUAAAAUAUAUAAUUUUAAUUUUA
Rhopalosiphum maidis (corn leaf aphid) is the source of this 472-nucleotide messenger RNA. RefSeq names its product 39S ribosomal protein L33, mitochondrial (gene mRpL33). Gene Ontology annotation, cellular component: mitochondrion. Gene Ontology annotation, biological process: translation. The transcript has a single exon. The record is from RefSeq and is a predicted model, not a curated record. The coding region runs from base 156 to 377 and encodes 73 amino acids. Lineage: Eukaryota; Metazoa; Arthropoda; Insecta; Hemiptera; Aphididae.